AUGGUCUCACUACCUCCAACAUCUCUUGUAACUGAUGUUUUAUUAGAAGAAGAUAAGGAGCAUGAGGAUCUCUCUAUUAAAAAAGGAUCAUCUGGAAAGCUGUCAGAUGAGGAGCUACUGGCCAAGACUAUUGAGAAAGCGCUCAAGACGAAAAAGAUGGCACAGUCUUCAAAUAUGACAUCUUCGAUAAAAGUUGCAUUGACGGCUGAAGAUUUGUUGGAUCAAAUCGGGAUAUGGCACCCCUACCCUCUCUUCAUCACAUUCUCGAUGGCAUUCCUUUGGUGGUUGUCUGUUAUGCCGACAAUGUCACCCAGUUAUAUGGCUCCCGCCUCUCCGUGUACAUCAGAUAAUUGCUCUUUCGUAACUGUUCAGAACGAGUUCAACAUCACAAAAACACUAAUCGAUCCUGGAGAGAUGACAAGCUCGGUGUUUUUCUUGGGAAAUGGAGUACUUGGGCAGAUUUAUGCAGUUGCUGCAGAUAGGUUUGUUCACAUCCUCAUCGCCAGCCUCUUCAUUUCUGGUCUUUCUGGAAUUGGAGCAGCAUAUGCUCCAACUUUCGAGCUAAUGCUAGUUGGCAGAUUUUUCCAAGGCAGUUGCUUUACGGCUCUAACCAUGAUCAACUGGGUGAUGUGUUGCGAGAGCAUCUCGUUCUCUGGCCACGGCUACGCUUCUGUAUUAUUCGGUCUUUGUUGGGUGAUUGGAUACUGUUCAGUGUCUCCGUUGGCAAUCUAUUUCAGCACAUGGAGAUAUGUACAAUUGGCCACUUCAGUUCCAUGUGUGCUCUUUGGAUUCGUGAUGUUAUUUACUCUUCCCGAAAGCUUCUCAUUCUUAGUUGCAAAACGAAAACGCGACGAUUUGGUGCAAUGGAUCGAAACUGCCGAAAAAGUGGGAAACGAAGAAAUCGAUUAUGAUGCUGAUCAAAUUGUGGAUAUGUCCAGUCGGGAGGAUGAUAACAAAUCUCUACUACAAACUUUGAAAAUCGUGUUGCAGUCAAAGCUGAUGGUCACUUAUACUGCCGUGGAAUCGUUUUUAUGGAUAAUCGACUUGAUGAUCUACAGUGCUCUUUCGCUCUCCUCAACAGGUGUUGGUUCCCAUAACAUGCAUCUUUCCUACAUUUUCUCUGGUCUCGUCGAAAUCCCAUCCUACUUCCUUAUCCCUGCGGCUAUCGAUUGGUUGGGGCGAAAACCAUCGGUUAUGGUUUGCCAUCUCAUUCUCGCGUUCUCUCUUCUCUCAAUGUAUCUGUUCGAUCAUGAAGCGGAUCCGGAGAUAUUUUUAAUCAUCUGGCUAAUUGCCAAAUUCGCCGUAGCAUCUGCUUUCAUGUUGUGUUUUGUGUACGGUGCCGAGUUGUUUCCGACUAAUUGCAGAAGCAUUUGCCUCGGCACAUGCGCCACAAUAUCCAAUCUCGGAGCUGUUUUCGCCCCUCAUGUGCCAGCUAUGGACAUUUUCUUCCCGGGACUUCACUAUUUAUUCUACGCUCUCUGCUCAUUCAUUUGCACAAUUUUGACGACAAUUCUUCCCGAAACAAAAGAGAAUCACAGUGUACCGCGAAGUCAGCAACAGUCGUUGGCUUGA
Messenger RNA from Caenorhabditis briggsae, 1572 nucleotides. Gene Ontology annotation, molecular function: transmembrane transporter activity. Bases 1 to 1572 code for a protein of 523 amino acids. The transcript is spliced from 10 exons. The record is from RefSeq and is a predicted model, not a curated record. Gene Ontology annotation, biological process: transmembrane transport. NCBI's taxonomy places the organism in Eukaryota, Metazoa, Nematoda, Chromadorea, Rhabditida, Rhabditidae.